AUGGUUCGCUUCUUACAUCUCACCCUUCUGGCCGCGUUACCGCUGUCUUCUCUAGCCUUUCCCUCCGCACACUCGCAAACAAAGCGCAACAUCAAGAAGGAACUGACUGCGGAUGACUCGGCAGACGAUUCGAGACUGGAGUUCCAAGUCAUCAGCGGAGACAACAAGGUAGAACUUGUCUCGCACAAACAAGUCGACGACGCCACCAAUGACUUGGACGACGGCGUGUUGGAGAGUCUAUUCUCCUCCUUCUCGAGUCCCUCAUCCCAACGGUCACCGUCCCAGGAUGACACCAACGGAGGAGCUCCCCCACGCAGCAACCACACGUCGACGUCCCCAGCGGAGAAACGGGCGGGGAUGCCCCAAGUCAUCGUGCCUGACAGUUAUCCCGCGUCAGCCGUCGGGAAGGUCUUCACGCGAAUCGGCCGGUCAACCGGCCACUGCAGCGGAGCGCUCAUAGGACCAAGAUACGUCCUGACCAAGGUCCCGAACAACUUAACGGAUAUCCACGGUGGAUUGAUAUUGACGUGGAUAUCCACGUCAACUCAAUCCACUGAUACCCCUGCAGCCUUAGCAACCAACCUAACGACAAGGCUAUCUGUCAAGGCUUAG
Anthostomella pinea is the source of this 612-nucleotide messenger RNA. The record is from the annotation of a GenBank genome assembly. NCBI's taxonomy places the organism in Eukaryota, Fungi, Ascomycota, Sordariomycetes, Xylariales, Xylariaceae.